AUGGAUACAGAUACAGAUAUUCGUAUGUCUGAUACGAACUCUGCUCCACAUGGAGUGACAUGCCGUAUUUGUAGGGGUGAAGCUACUGAUGAGAAUCCAUUGUUUCAUCCAUGUAAGUGUAAAGGUUCUAUUAAGUACAUCCAUGAGUCGUGUCUAAUGGAAUGGAUUGAGUCAAAAAAUGUCAAUAUUUCUAAGCCAGGAAGUUCUUUAAAUUGUGAUAUUUGCCAUUAUCCGAUACAAUUUAGAACUAUGUAUGCGGAAAACAUGCCAGAUUCAAUACCUUUAAGUUUACUAUUACAGAAGAGUUUACUUUCACUAUUUAAUAAAGCAAGAUUAGGAUUCACAUUAUGUGUUUCGCUUAUAUUGUUUGUAUUUGGUGUGCCGUUAACUUGGAAUUUUUUUGGCAAACUUUAUACAUAUAUUUUAGAUGGUGAAUUACCUAUUCAUGGAGAUUUUUUUAAAUCAAUGAUAUAUGGUUAUCAGAACGAUGUACCCGAAUUAUCAACACCAUUUCACACGUAUUUACAGCUACAGUGGAAUUCAGUGAUCUCUUCUUUCCAGAUUAUUAUAAUAGUGUUGAUUCACAUUGCAUUAUAUUUUCAAUAUGACAUGAUUAUACGAGAAGCUGUCUUUGAUAAAAUGAUUUUACAUAAAGUGGGCUCUGCAUUCACAAGAGAAGAGCUUUUGAAAAUGCAAUUGAAAGAAAGAUUUCCAAUGAUGGAUGAUGAAACAUUAGAGCACGUAGUGCGUUUGAUGCAUUUGAGAGAGGAAAGGAUCGAGCAAGGCAAUGCAGCAGCAGCAGCAGCGGUUGCAGAAGAACCAAAUGAAGAGGAAGAAAUGAACAAUGAAGUCCAAGAGGACCAAUCUGAUGCUUCCGAUGAUGUUGAAUUAGAUCCUGAUUAUGAAGAAAGUGAUCAUGAUUUAAUUCAUGACCACCUAGAUGAACAAGUUGAGUCUGAUGCGUCUGACGAAGAUUUGAUCGAAGGUCAAGAAUUAGACCAUGACCAAGAUGAAGUGCAAGAUUUAUUAUUAGACCAUGAUGUCCCAUUCCAUGAAUAUGUAGGUAAUCGCAGAGCUCAAAAUCAAUUCAACAACUUACUAGAUCAACAUAUUAAUGCCAUGAAUGAAGUAAGGCAAGAACCUGUUGUCCCUGAACCACAACCUCUUCCUCAAGCAAAUGAAGUUGUCGUAGAACAUAACGAAAAUGUGCCUGAGCAACUCAAUGAAAACGUUCCUGAACAACUUAAUGAGGACGUUCCUGAACAACCACAGGAUUUUAGACAACCACAAGCUCAGAGACCGCCACCAAUUAUUUUGGACGCUGGUAUUGGUGCAGCUGCUGAUGACCAACCAAUCGCUGGUCCAUUAGUUGUGAACUUAAAAUUUAAACUAUUGAGUGUAUUGGUUUACUUUGUUAUCGCUGUCGUUUCUGUCUGUUUAUAUUUAUCAAUCUCAUAUUUCUUUCCUACAUUAAUAGGUUAUGGUUUGAUAAAGGUAUAUAUGUGGAUUUUCAAGGUCAUUUUCAGUGCUCUUACUUACUUAUUCCAUUUAAGCAAGCUAGAUAUCGUAUAUUCGUUCGCAUUACAGUAUGUUCCGUAUUUUGCAGUUGUGACUGAAUGGGUCAACAACAAUUUCAUUGCUGUUAUUAUCAGACACUGUCAUGGCUAUACACAGAAUACAAUGCGCAAUAAGUUUAUUAUUAGAGCUGCUCCAUGCUUAGCGACAUAUUUGACGGCUAUAUCGAUUAUUUGCUCAUCGUCAGGUUGGAUUUCAAGAGGAUUUAGUCGUGAGAAUCCAAUGAAAAACCGUAGUAGACGUUUUGCUUUCCAAGUCCUAUUUGUAAUGAAAUGCACACUAAAAGUGUUUACCCUAUUUUUCAUCGAGCUUUUGGGCUUCCCUAUGUUUGCCGGUCUCAUGUUAGAUUUCUCAUUAUUUUGCCCAUUACUUGGUUCCUCAAACCAAUUUAUUAUUUUGUUUGAAUUAUGUUCAGAAUUCCCCCCAUUGGCUUUCGCCAUUUAUUGGGGUAUUGGUACAAUAUACAUGUAUUGGUUUGCCAAAUAUAUUGGCAUGAUAAGACAACAUAUUAUCAGACCUGGUGUUUUGUUCUUUAUUAGAUCUCCAGAUGAUCCAAAUAUUAAAAUUUUGCAUGACAGCUUAAUUCACCCAAUGAAUAUCCAAUUAUCACGUCUAUGUCUUUCGAUAUUCAUUUAUGCUGUUUUUAUUAUUGUUGGGUUUGGUUUCCAUACCAGAGUUUUAUUUCCGAUGAUAAAUUUCAAAAUAUUAAUACCCGACACAGCUCUCUCUUUAUCAUCCCAUUCUUUAUAUUCCUACCUGGUGGUAUUUUACGUGGCUAAAAACUUCAUUGAAUCUAGGCAAGGCGUGAAAUUUUAUAUCAGAAAGUAUUGGGAGAGAGUGUUUGAAGUUUCAUCUUCCAAAUUGCGUCUAUCUUCAUUUAUCGUUAGCAAAGACAUCCCUACUGAACGUGGUCAUAUUAUUUACAGAAACUGGUAUUAUAAGUUUUUCCUAUCCAAGAAUGCGAAAUGGUCAAAUCCCGAUCUAUUUUCUGACCCAAAAACUUCUGAUCAAGCUCAAGCACUUUUCAAAGAGCAAAGUACAGUUCAUGCCUAUUUUAUCCCUGAUGGUAUUUUAAUGCGUGUUCCUUCAUCAGACAUUAUCUCACGAAACUAUGUACAAACUCUCUUUGUCCCUGUUACUAAAUCGGAUAAAUUAUUGAAACCGUUAGAUGUUGAGCGUAUAAAGGAAAGAAACAAAAGAAAUGCAGGUGAGUUUGGAUAUUUAGAUGAACAAAGUACUGAAUUCGAUGGCUACAUAGUCGUGUACACGCCUCCUAAUUUUAGGAUGAGAUAUACUUUGUUGAUUGCCCUUGUAUGGCUAUUUGCCUCUAUUUUAUUUAUCGCAUCUGCUCUUGUUUGCCAAUUUUCAUUUAAUACCCUAUUAGGUGCAACAGCUUUACCAUUAUCUAUACUAAUAUUUGGACAGGAAAGCAUAACGUUUGAAAAAUUGAAACAAUUUGUGUUUACCGGGUUCCGCAGUCUAAACAUAUAUUUGGUCUGUUUCGGAGGAAUGAUUUUAUCCAUUUUUGUUGAAGCAUAUUAUAAAUACGACCUACAAACAAGAAGAUUACGUGAACAUAUCGUCCCCGUUGUCGAAGAAGAAAAUCAAAAUGAAGAAGUAAUUGAAGUGGAACAAGAACUAAACCAAAACAUGGUAGAUUUUAGAGCUCUCGCUAAUGAUAUUGUACAAAAUUUCUUCUUCAAAUUCUUCCUAUUAGUUGGCUACGCAGCAUUGAUAACGCUAAUAAGAUUAUUAAAUUUAUUUGUAAUUGUUGGUCAACUAUGUUCUUUCUUGAUUGGGUACUUAGAUUUUAAGAAAUUGAAUUUACUAGUUGUGGGUAUUUCAGCAAUGUUACCUAAAUUUUCUGACUACUCAACGGUUGAUUCAAAACUUGCUGGGAUUUCAGUUUACUCAAUCAUUGCAUCAAGUGGCAUGUUUUCUAUCUUUUUCAUUAUCAGCAUAUUCCCUGUAUUAAUUUAUAUCAAUAGGAGUACAGAAGAUAUUUUAAAAGAACUUUAUAAGAACAUAAAGAAAGCAAUGAAAUUUACUUUCGAAACCUCAAUCCCUGUGAUCUUAAUGUGGGUUCUUUUCUCUAUUUUCGAAUAUUCGACAAACUCCCAUCAAUAUGCAUCUUUUAAGGUUGCAAUGAGAUUUUUACUAUUCGAUAGAUUGCUAAUUGGUAAUGGAAUUACUUGGACAAUACCACAACAUCUAUUCUAUCUAUCUAGCGUAUCAUAUUUAUGCCUAGUUGGAGGCUGGCAUUUAGUUUCAUUGCUUAUGAAAUUAUUUGGUGUUGCUGUCCAGGAAGUAAAGGAUGAGGUUUACGCAAGAGGUAGAGCAUUAGAAAACUUUUCCGAUAACGAAUAA
Molecule: messenger RNA, 3942 nt
Organism: Vanderwaltozyma polyspora DSM 70294
Lineage: Eukaryota; Fungi; Ascomycota; Saccharomycetes; Saccharomycetales; Saccharomycetaceae
Gene: SSM4
Product: E3 ubiquitin-protein ligase SSM4
Exons: 1
Coding region: 1-3942 (1313 amino acids)
Cellular component (GO): endoplasmic reticulum membrane
Molecular function (GO): zinc ion binding
Source: RefSeq, a predicted model, not a curated record